Messenger RNA from Brassica rapa (field mustard), 5123 nucleotides. RefSeq names its product sine oculis-binding protein homolog. The record is from RefSeq and is a predicted model, not a curated record. Lineage: Eukaryota; Viridiplantae; Streptophyta; Magnoliopsida; Brassicales; Brassicaceae.
UUUGGUAUAUCCUCUACACUUCGCUCUAAAAAAAAAUUCUCGCAAUAUUAUCUACAAAGUUAACGAAAUUAACGUGACUAAGUAAUGUAUUUAGUGGUAAUUAAUGAAUGCAGUUAACAAUUUAGGUCUGAGACAAAAGAAUGGUCAAUGCAAAUAUAUAAACAAGGGAAAAUCUAAUAUAAGGAAUAUCUCAUAAGUUAUACAAUAUAUAUAUAUAUACCUUUAUAUUACCAUUUUAAUAUACAAACUUUUUCAUUCACAAAAACUACAUCAAAUAUUUUUUAUUUUCAUUAUAAUACCCCAACCUUUAAAAUCACACCAUUUAGCACCACUGCAUAGAAUUGAUUUUAUUUUUUGAAGUACAAAGUUGAUAUUAAUCUGUUGAUAAAAAAAUACUGAAAAUGUGUACAAAUUCAAGGAAAGUUAGAAGAAAAUUUGCUAAAUUCAAAAAGCAGAGAGGAUUAAUUUUGUAAAUAUCCACUUUUGAUAUCUCCCCAUAACCUUUUAUAAAAGCUUGUGCAAGUGACUGAAGCAAACCAGAUACAGCAGUUUUAUUCGGACAGUAGUUUUCCAUGUUCAGUUGCUGAGGUAUUCUUCUUACUGCAGUUCCUUUUAGCUUAUCUUACUUUAACCUUACAGUUCCAUUAAUCAAGUGGGUGUGGUCCGGUGGUGAAAGUGACUCCGAAAGUUCCUAAGGGACCCGGGUUUGAAACUUCACACUUAGACUACCCAUCCAUGUGGCCAGACGACAAAGAUAUCUAAUUCUCCUUACGAACAACCAGAUUUGUCUGGCUCCGGUGGACAAAUCUCCGGAAAUUAGUUGGUUGGGUUCUGCCCGCCGGAUAUCCCUAAUCAACAGAAAAAAAAAACUUUUAGUUUCAUUUUUUUUUUUUGACAUCAGUUUUGUUGUUAAAUCAUUGUCUUGUUUGUUUUUCUCUCUCUCAAAACAACAUACGAACAUGAGAACACUGACUUUGCACUGAAUAUUAGUUCUGAGAUUAUAUAGAGACAAGUGUAACUCCGAUAUGACUGUAUAACUCCGACAUGAUGCAGAGAGUACUCAAGUUCCUUGGAUCCUUAACAAUGAAUCCUCGUCACAACGAGAUCGCUCCUUUAAACACAAGCUCCGCCAACUCCCCUCGAUUCCCGAGUCCUCGUACCAAUGGUGGCGGCGAGAGUGGCCCAAGAGGCGGCAUGCCGCGUCCUCGCGGGAGAAUAUUACCACCGCUUCUGCCGUAUCCUCAGAUCCCACCGACCCGUCCGCCAAUGAGGUUGCCGACGUAUGGACCGUCGUCGCGGCCUGUCUUCUCCUUCGGCUCACAACCGCCCAUGACCCCUGCACCGUCGUGGCUACCACCAUAUUAUCUGCCAGCGCCGGUGGCUAACUACAACGCCGCUUUGCCUCCGCGUCCCUUCACGAGGCCUACCACCUCGGUAUACUCCGGUGGUAGUCUCCCGCCCAGGAAUGGUCACAGAAGGAGAAACCGUUAUAACGUUCCUUCUUCGAGUUCGCAGAGGCCUCGGAGUGCUGACCGAAUGAUCUACCCGAGGCCUAUAGAGAUGCCCUUUGGCGUGAUGAUGCCAAACGAAGCAGGCAAUGUCAUGAACGUGUUGCUCACUGACUAUAUGGACCCGGACAAGAUUUUUUAUGAUUAUAACGAGGAUGACUUGGUGAUAAUCUUUGGAGAUUCGGAUAAUGUAAAAAGCAGUGGCAGUGAGAAUAGGAGUGAAGAUACUUCGGGUGUAACGAGUGUUUCGAUGAAUAGUAAUCUCGAUUGUAACGAAUCACCGAAGCUACCUCCUUCCCCAGGGAAUCUUCAGGGUGUAACCAAUUCGGCUAAUAGAAACGAGAAUGCUUUCGAGAUUGAUAAAGGCGCGGGACACAGUCAUGAGAUUGCUCCAUCUGAUCCUAACCGUGCCAAAAGAAUCUUGGAUAACGGGGAAUCAUCUGGACGUUCAAGUGCGAAGAAGGCGCGGCGCCUUAACUAGUCGGAAGAAAAGAAUAUCUAAUGAGAGUGUUAAAAUUUCUCAAAUGAGAAGUUUCUCUCUUUGCUUUCAGUAUUUUCAUUUGUUUGCUUUCAAAAUACCCAAUGGGAUAUUAAUUAUUAAUGAGCAUGCUCUCAUAUUAUAUUAAACAAAAAUUCAUAUAUGUGACUUUGUUGCUUUUCUUUAAAGAAGAAGAAGCUUUCUAGUAUCGGAUUCAAAAUAGCAUGCUCAUUGGAAUAUUAUCGAUGAGCAUACUCUUUUAAAUUCUUCUUUUAAUAUAUACAUCAAAAUGUGAAGGUAUAUACGAAGAACAAAGUUCUUUUGAAAACAAAAAUAAAGCAUUGUAGAUGGAUCUAGAAUGUGUAUAUGAUCAAUCGUUCUCAGAGUCUUGGCUAACCGGGAAUCAUCUGCACGUUCAAAUGCUAUGAAGGUGCACGCGGCUCGUUCAAGAGUUGGAAGAAAAAGUAAGCGCUCUUGAUGAGCGAGAGGCUGAUGUAACUGCCAAUUCCAAGCUAAAGGAGGUGAGACAAAAGCACAUUAGCAACCAACCGGUUCCUGUAAAGAUGUUUUGUUAAAGUUUGUGUCCUUUUUGCAUUGCAGAGAUCUUUAUCUGUGCUGUAAGACGAGCACAACCAAGUCAGGUUUCAUGCAAACGGAUUGCAGGAGCAGUUGUCACGUGGUAAUGGUGCGUCUUCUUAAUAACCGUAAGUGUCAGGUGUUGUAGGGCUUUACGUUACUUGCAUUUCAUCUUUGCUUAUGUCUUUCACUCACAUAGUCAUACGACCUUACUGUUGAAACAAAUAUUGAUUUCAGUGAACAUACCAUCUAAGGAAGUUGAGAGGUGGCCUUGGAAAAUCAUGUAGGUUGAAGGCCGGACUGAAGUCAUAGUAUUUUAUGUGCAGGGUCAUAUUGAUUAACCAAAUCUAUUAUAAAUCAUUUUCUCAAAAAGAAAAAUCAGUAUCAUGUUAGUAUAUAGAUAAGGGAAAUGAUUUGUAAUGGUAAGGCUUUGAAAAGAGCUUCUGAUUUUAUCAAGUUGAGUAAGAUUAUAUUUUUUAUUAGAGCAUUUAUAUUGGUGAGAUACUCAUUUGAAUAACUUAUCCAUCUAAAUAUCAGUAUUUUAAUUUAAUUUAGCUGUGUUAUUAAAUUUUAAGGUAAAAAUAAAACUAAACCAUUCAUAUGAAGACAUGUAUGAAAAGAGUGUCUAAUGAAAUUGUUAAAAUUUCUCAAAUGUUCUUUUUUUUUUAUCUCAUUCUUUCUCUUUGCUUUUUAAUAUUUUCAUUUGCUUAGUUUUAUAAUACUUAUUGGAAUUAGUAGAGCUUCUCAAACGGUAACUUGCGGAGAAAUAUCUAACCAAUUAAACGUAAUAAAAAUAUAGAAAGAUAAAAAAAAGAGAGAUGACAGAAAUUGUCUGAACCAACACUUAAACUUGUUUACAAACUUUGAUGACACUUGUUUUAUUUUCAUAAGUCAGUAUAUAUCUAAAGCAAUUCAAUUUAAAUACAUAAUCAUAACACAUUAAUAUGUUAAUUUUUAAUUGUUAAAAACCUUGAAUCAGCAUCCCCAUUCUUACAUGUAUAAUAAACAAAAUUCAUAAAGCAUGGACCCUUUUAUUUAUAUACUUAACAUAUUCUUUCUUUCUUUUUUGAACAACUAAAAUUAAUUCAUUAAGAUAAUUAAAAAGUUUAUGGGCCUUGGCUAAAUGGGUUGCAAGACAAGACUGACAAGACUUUGCAAGCCCAUUAACCAGUGCAUUACAAUUCGUGGGAUGAAAACAAAACAACACAAAAGAAACAGAGAGAUGGAAGAAGACAAUAGAUCGUCGAUGUCGGCGAGAACCCCAGUCCGACGGAUGUUGAUGUGAAAAAAUCACUCAAACGAGCACUUGAGAAGCUGUGUGAAUACAGAUGUGUUGAAGGUUUUGGGAAGCCGCUUGAAGCAGAGCCUCUUUGAUGGCUAAGGCCUCUCCAUGCAUGGCGAUGACACGAAUCUUUGGAAGCUGGAUCAUCGAUACAGUUCUAUAAAAGUUUUGUCGGUGAAGAUUCAAGCUAGUCCAGCUGCUUUGUGUUCCGUAUUCCUGGAUGCAUAAGUGUUGCAGAUGAUCUCCGAUGACAAAGCCGGUUGAGGUUGCGGGAGGAGCAGUCUUAGGGGUUUUAGGAGGUUAAGAAGGCUGAGCAAUCUCCCAUUCUUUUAGAGCUGGGAUUGCUUUGAUAAAGGUUUCCGUCGGUGAUUGUGAGCGAUUUUUAAAAAAGAAUUAAUUCUGUGAGAUCCAUAGAAAGCAGCAGAUCCAGGGGAACACAUUUCAGACUUAACAUAUUCUUUCAAGUAUAUUUUGAAAAAUGAAAAAAGAAAACUGUACUAAAUCAAAAAGAUGAUAUAAAGAGGUAUACACAUAUAGUACAUGCUAGACCACAAGAUGGAUCUAAAAUAUAGAACAUAAAUAGAUAGAAAAAAAAAAUGCAACCGAAGUAUAACCCCUGUUCGAAACUACGUUAGGCGCUAGUCGGGCGGCAACCCCGGACCUAGCGAGUUACUAAAAAAUCGGGGAUUAAUCGGAGUAUACGCGGGGCCUAGUUUAAUUAUUAUUUUAUUUUAUUAUAAUAUUUAAAUUAAAUAUAAAAUAUAAAUAUAUUAGAAUUUAAUAGUUUUUAUAUGUUAUUAUUGAAAUUUAUUAUUGAUUUUUAAAAAUUUAAUUGUUAGCAAUACAAUUAAAACACAAAUUAAUCUAGAUUUUGAAUUUUUAUUAUACGUAUAUAUGUAUAUAUAUUAACAUAUGCGCAAAAGUACAAAGCAUUCAAUGUCUCCUAGUGGCCAAAGCAUGUCAGUUUCUUCGAAUAACCCGGUUUCGACGCCUCCUUCUUACGUUUUAAUUAUUUUGCAUUAUUACUAUCAAAAUGGACAAAAGUCCCACAUCGCUUACAUGCAACAAGAGAGGCAAAAUAUCACUCUAUAUAUAGAAUACAAACGUAUAGGAGAAAGGUAAAGUAGUUGGGCUGUCUGAUCUCUGGAAGCCUGAUAAAAUACUUUCAUAAGUAAAACUUUAGGCCUGUUUAAUCCUUAACUGGGCCGAUUAGUUGGUCAAAUAGGCUGAUUAAUCGGUUAAUGGGCCGAUUAAUCGUUUAAAUGGGCCGAAUAAUUGG